This is a messenger RNA of Amphibalanus amphitrite, 1540 nucleotides long. RefSeq lists its product as uncharacterized. Lineage: Eukaryota; Metazoa; Arthropoda; Thecostraca; Balanomorpha; Balanidae. The annotation marks the transcript as partial. The record is from RefSeq and is a predicted model, not a curated record. The transcript has 10 exons.
CCAUCUUUACUCGCUUACAUCCGACACAGGCAGAGUCUAACUCUGCGAGCGGGUGUAGUUUGUGUUUCAGGUACGAUCCCGUACGACGGCAUCGUGCUUCCGCCGCCGCCGCCGGUCGACGUACGGUACCCGGUGACGACUGACUACUACUGGGGCACCAUCGAACACAACACGUCCGUGGUGCCCGCCGGAGGAGGGUUCGACCUCGGUAACGGACCGUUCGGGUUCCGGUCCUCGGUCACACUGCCCGGAGACUCGUGUAUGCGUCAUGCGAGCUUCAUGAGAGAGGGCGACACGUGCGUGCACGAUCCGUCCACCUGCGCCAACGGCAUCUCGUUCAGCCUGUGGCACCGGUGCAGCUUCGACUCGGACGCGUUUACGCCGCGCGAGGGUUUGCCCUACCGCUAUCUCGUCAGCACAGGCGGAGACGAGGCGUCGCCCGGUAUUGCCAUCUACCUACAGGGAAUGGUCCUCGGGGCUCUGGUGUCCACCGGUAACAAGUUCUGGCGCGUCGAGACGAUCGGACUUCUGCCGAACAACACCUGGAACAACAUCGGUGUGCGCUGGAGGCCGCCAGCCCAGAACGGCUCCGAACAGGAGUUCACCGGCCUUCAGCUGUACAUUAACCAGCAGCCGGCUGCAAUGGUAAUCCACGGACAGACACCCAACACCACAGCGCAGCCGCCGCUCGACCCGCCAGAGUUCAUGGUGGGCUGUCACAAGACCUCCGCUGACACGGACUACAGUCACUUCUGUCCGUGCGAGUUUGACGAGAUAGCGCUCUGGAAGAGAGCGCUUCUCACCAACGAGACCAUCUUCUUCAUCGGAGGACUGGAGGAGGACUACGCCGGCAUGUCCGCAGAGGUUUUCGCCGAUAUUCUGCGGGGAGUGGACCUCACCGAUCCGGAUCAGCAGUCGGUGGCUGUGUCGAUCGCCAGCAAGAUGGUUGAUAACCCGGAGAAGUCCAUCGAUAAUCCACUCAGCUCGCUGAAAAAGCCGGAGCAAGAGGAAGAAGAUGAGGAAGCAGAGGAGGAAGAAGAGGAGGAGGAUGAAGAUGCGAAGGCGGCGCUCCGGCUGGCCACCCAGGGCCAGAUCUCCAAGAUGCACGUGCUGGCCGACCUGCUGUUCACCAUGACGGCUCCGGAGGUGGUGAAGCCCAACCAGACCGAACAGGAGCUCAACACCUUCAUGAACUUGGUGAACUUGGCUUCUCAACUUCUCGAAAAUAAGCACCACAAUAAAUGGAAGGGAAUCGAGCUACAGAAUAACAAAAAGGAACGCGAGCAGAAGAUCCUGAAGGAGGAAGUCCAACUAGAUGGUGAGUCGUCGGACAUGAUUGACCGUCUGGAGAUGUACGCGCUGUCCUCGGUGACCAGCAUGGUGCCGAAGGUGGUGAACGGCUCUCUGGUCGACAUGUUCGUCCACAAACCCUCCGCCAACGUGGACAUGUACAUCGAGCAGCGGAGCGUGGACAGCCUGCGGCAGGAGCAGAUGGCGCCGCUUCCCAGCGACAACCCGCGCCGACUCGACAGCAUUCAGA